Messenger RNA from Oppiella nova, 472 nucleotides. The record is from the annotation of a GenBank genome assembly. NCBI's taxonomy places the organism in Eukaryota, Metazoa, Arthropoda, Arachnida, Sarcoptiformes, Oppiidae.
CAUUUGCAAUCGAUUUUCAUUUUGGUGUUCAUUUUUGCCUUGUCCAUCGGAUCCAAAAUUUGCGUUCAAAAUGCUGUCGCGAUUGGUCUUCGGCUCAAGGAGUGUAUGGAAGGCAGCCAAUGGUCUGAAGCCGAUGGCGAUGCGACCCAUGUCUUCGUACCCCCGCGUUGAGGAUAACCUCAAUCCUCCACUUCUGCCGCAACUGACGGACGUCGUUGAAGGCGAACGCUUUGACCCGAAGAAGCAAUCGCUCGAAGAGUUUCUUAACGUGCGAUUUGGUCCCGAAAUGGCGACCAUUAACGACGAUAAGAAGCCGGAGCGCGAUGUGAAGAACUUCCCGCGCGUACCGGUGCCCAUAUGGCCCGACAGGACACGACUCUAUAUGUUACCCGAGUCCUGGUUUGACUACUUCUACCAGAAGACAGGAGUGACGGGUCCUUACGUUUUCUUUGGAGCCUUCGGAACGUUUCUC